AGCUGUCGGGCGGCCGGCGCGUUUCCGAGGCGACGAGCGGUGGCGGCAGAUUCGGAGCGGAGUUGUUGGUGUCCGGCGGGGCGAGAUGCCGUCCGAGCAGUUCCGAAUGGAGACCCUGGAGGCCCUCCGGAGCAGCCGCAAAGGGCAGCUGGUCUACUGCCGGCACUGGGACCCGGGCGAGGAAUUUCUGGAAGGGUACAGAGCACCCCCUGAGCUGUCGCCCUAUUCAGGUUGGGUGCUGGAACGACUGCUCUCCCGCUCUCCAAAGGAAGAUCCUCUCGUUCCAUGUUCAGCUGCUGAAGAAGGAUCUCCUCAAGUGGCCUCUCUUACAAACACUUUUUCACCCACUAGCCUGUUGCUUUCCAGACCACUUUCAACAGAAGCACCAAGUAAUGCCCAGGACUGUGAGAAAUGGAGGGAUCUGGAGACCAACCAGGAGAUUGUUACUGCGCCUCCCCCUUCCAAAUGCGUGGAGGUGGAAGGCCUCAUACGCUUGCAUGAGGAAAGCCAGAGGUUGAAGGGCAAGGAGGAGCUCAGGAAGCGCCUGGAACACCAGCAACAGGUGGCGAAGGCUGCCUCGGAGGAGGCGAGUGAACAGCUGAAGCGCUUUGAGGAGCUGAAGGAGGUCAAGCAGCAUCAGGAAUAUCAAGACCUGCGGCAACUGAUCGAGAACAGCUCCAAAGAAACUCAAGGGCAACAGGAAAAGCUGAAGGAGGAGCAUCAACAGAGAGCCAAGCUCUUGAACCGGAAACUGCGUGAGGCAGAGCAGCAGCGUCAGCGCCAAGAGGAACUGGAGCGCCUUCGCAAGGAGGAGAGCCAGGAGAGGCUCCGGCGCCUCUAUUCCAUCCAAGAGGAGGUGCUGCAGAUCAAUCAACAGAUCGGUGUCCAUCACAGGCAUAAAGACUUGCCCGGGAUUGACCUGUCAGCCUACAGCAACCGGGGCAACCAGAUUUGCGGGGAAGCAUCCAGACUCGUCCGCACGGCCAGCGAGAGAGGGUUUCCUGCUCCCGUGGACAUGGCCUCUGCUGAACAAAUACUCCUGGAAAUGCAAGGGUUAAUUGCCAGUAUGCAAGAAGAGAUUGGCCUAGCCAUGGAAGAGAAGAGAAAGCAUGAGGAAGAGGUGGCAGCGGCGGCGGCGGCGGCGGCAGCAGCCGAGGAGAGGCAGAAAGAGUUGCAGAAGCAGGAGUUUGCAAAAACCCAAGACCCAAACCCUGCAAAACUUGUCCGAGGGAAGUCUCUGGAGGCCGGACUUCAGGUGAAAGCAGCAGAGAAAACUCUGCAGUGGUAUCAGCAGCUCCAAAAAGAAUGUCAGCAGUGUGUCGCUUCCUUCAGUGGGCUGGCUGACAGCCAAGACAGUCAGGUGAAAAAAAUCAGAAUGGAUUUGCAGAAGGCCGCCACCAUCCCGGUCAGCCAGAUUUCUACCAGAGCAGGUUCCCAGGUGAAGGAGAUAUUUGAUAAGAUCAAUAAUUUCCUUUCAGGAAAGUCAGUACAGAGUGGUGGACGCAACAUAACUGUUACUCAACAUCCUCAGGGCCUGGAGUUUGCUUAUUUCAAGCUGGCAGAAAAGUUUGUGAAACAAGGAGAGGAGGAGGUGGCUUCGCAUCACGAGGCAGCUUUCCCCAUCGCGGUGGUGGCUUCCGGCGUCUGGGAGCUGCACCCCAAGGUCGGAGACCUCAUUCUGGCACACCUGCACAAAAAGUGUCCUUACGCUGUCCCGUUCUACCCAGCACUGAAGGAAGGCACGCCCCUGGAAGAAUAUCAGAGGAUGCUGGGUUACCAAGUUAUAGAUUCAAAGGUAGAGCCGCAGGAUAACUUCCUGAAACGCAUGUCUGGGAUGAUCCGCUUGUAUGCUGCUAUCCUCCAGCUUCGGUGGCCUUAUGGAAGCAGUCAGGGGAGUCAUCCUCAUGGACUGAACCACGCUUGGCGUUGGCUGGCACAAAUGCUGAACAUGGAGCCUCUGGCAGAUGUGACGGCCACACUUCUGUUUGACUUCUUGGAGGUUUGCGGGAACGCUCUCAUGAGGCAAUACCAGGUGCAGUUUUGGAAGAUGAUGCUACUUAUCCGAGAAGAGUAUUUCCCAAGAAUUGAAGCAAUUACUAGUACUGGAGAAAUGGGCUCCUUUAUGAGGUUCAAGCAGUUCUUAGAGAAAUGUUUGCAACGGAAGGAAAUUCCUUUACCCAAGGGCUUUUUGCCACCAUCUUUCUGGAAGUUAUGAUUUGGAUUGUCCUGUGUUCAUCUUCGCCUGGAAGUUCAAAGAAUGGGCUGCCCUGCGGGCCGGAAACCAGUGACGUCUCCAGAGACGGUUUCAUAUUGCAGGGGUCUUCGGGCUGAUGGGAAUUGUAGUCCAUGAACAUCUGGAGGGCCGUAGUUUGAAGACCCUUGUCAUAUUGGAUCAACACCGCAGCUUGGCCCUGCUCCGAGAGCUAUUUGUGCUCAGCAGGAUUCAGGCCUUAAUAUUUUGUGAAGAAUUUUGAAAAUGUCUCUGUUUAAUUGGGCCAGCUCUCUGUAACAGGAUAUGCCGGAACACAAUAUUAGCAAUUAUUACCAGCUCCCCCCACCCUCCCAACUCUUUUCAAGCUAUCGGAAUGCCUUUCACUGUUCCAGAGGACUCCACGGAGCCUUUGAAAUUGCACAUGCUGAAUAUAUGCACUGAAUGUGUCUCUGUCUUAGGAGUACUGAGAUCAGAAAUGAAAAAAAAUAUUUUUAAUACUAUCGAGGUAUUUUAAUGGCUUGGUUGUUUUGCGGAAAGACGUUUCAUUUGGUUGACAUGCUGUAUAUUCCUUAAUCCCUUUUUUUGCAAUUUUUGUAUUUAAUUGUAUUUGAGAAGAAGCUGCUGCAUUUUGCUCCUGCUUUUGUGAGGACAGGGGAAAUUGUCUUCCUGUUCACGCAUUUCAAUUGCAGCCAAAAUCGGUGGAUUAAAUGGUGAGGGUACGUUUAUAAAAUCAUGCAUUAGUGCUGUCCAGUAGAGGAAGCCUUGCUUUGAUUGGCUUUAACUGAACUUCAUGUGGACUGGAUGCAAGGACAGAGUGUUGUUGCUCAGAAGGGAAUGGCGACUGCUUUCUCCUUCACAGCCCUCCUAUCCAUUCGUCUUGUGCAGGGAACACUGAAUUAAGUUCUUGUACUGGUACGCUACUUUGAUGGGUGUUAUGAGAAUACACUGCUGCAGAAAACUGUUUUUAAAAUAAUUAAAAAUUGAGUUUCAUUUUUGCGUGAA
Messenger RNA from Sphaerodactylus townsendi, 3214 nucleotides. It is a transcript of the gene GLE1, whose product is annotated as GLE1 RNA export mediator. The transcript has 17 exons. Gene Ontology annotation, cellular component: nuclear pore; cytoplasm; nuclear pore cytoplasmic filaments. Gene Ontology annotation, biological process: regulation of translational termination; poly(A)+ mRNA export from nucleus; regulation of translational initiation. The coding region runs from base 86 to 2215 and encodes 709 amino acids. Gene Ontology annotation, molecular function: translation initiation factor binding; phospholipid binding; inositol hexakisphosphate binding. Lineage: Eukaryota; Metazoa; Chordata; Lepidosauria; Squamata; Sphaerodactylidae. The record is from RefSeq and is a predicted model, not a curated record.